AUGAACAAAAUAGCUAAACAAUCGACAAAGAAACUGCAAGGAACCAUAAGUCAGGCUGAACGGAGCAGCCCUUCUGCUGACGGGGGUAGUCAGCUUGAUAAGGUGUCAUCAAAUCAAAAUAAAGACCUUACCAUAGACUACUCUUGGGAUGAAGACCCUCCAAUGUUGAGCUAUAAUCCACAAACAUAUGUAUUAGCAAACAAAAUUAUCAGUUGCCCCCCGCCGAAAUUAAGCAAAAAAGUGAAAAAGAAGUUUAGACAAGAAGAAAGAAAGAGAUUUGCAAAAUUGUAGUUUAUAAGUAUAAUUUUUUAAUAAAAUAAUAGUAACUUAAUUUAUUGUUUCAUUGAGUUUUUAUAAAAAAUCAAAGCAUAUUUUUCGAAGAUCA
This is a messenger RNA of Ceutorhynchus assimilis (cabbage seed weevil), 385 nucleotides long. The record is from the annotation of a GenBank genome assembly. NCBI's taxonomy places the organism in Eukaryota, Metazoa, Arthropoda, Insecta, Coleoptera, Curculionidae.